Rubroshorea leprosula is the source of this 712-nucleotide messenger RNA. NCBI's taxonomy places the organism in Eukaryota, Viridiplantae, Streptophyta, Magnoliopsida, Malvales, Dipterocarpaceae. The record is from the annotation of a GenBank genome assembly.
CCCUAAUUUGUUUCCUCUCUCUCCUUUUCUGAUUUGAGGUUUUUGCUUCUUAAUUCUCAGUCGCAACAGAACGAAAGAAGAAUAUUGAUUAUGGCAAUGCGAACGAGAUUGGCACUUUGGGUGGCUCGCAAGGUUUGGAAGGGUUUUGCAUUGUGGCUUUCUAUCUGCUUUCUCUUUGCACAGGACAUUGCGCAGUCUCUCAAUACCUUUGUGCCUCCCCCUCUUGUAGACUGGGUGGUUGUGGGGGUGGCAGACCAAAUUGACCACAAGACUGCAGGAAGCAAAAGUGCAUUGAUGAAGGUGGAGGCAACAUUCCUAGGAUUGAAGAUGCUGCAUAAGGCAUACCAAGGGGAGGCAUCUACAGCAAAGGGUAAGGUAAAUGAUUGCGUGGAAGCAUGGGAUUUUGUUGAUAUCAUUGCUGCUGAUUGGCAAGAAAAGGAUGCAGACCAGGAGGGAGGGAAAGGGCUACAAAUGGCAUGAAACCUGAAAGCUGUUGAGAUGAUGCAUCAAUAGAUGGUAUCCACAACGGCAUUGGAACUUCAACACCCAGGAUGGUAUACUCAUUUUUGGAUAAUCCAGAAGCAAACCAUCAUGGGCCUUUGCCUUUGCUUUAGUGGCUGCAAAAUUAGUGUAGGGUUUUGGUUAGAAUGACUUGGAAGAGGUUAAAACAUUUGAACAUGCAAAUUCUUCACAAUAAUUUCAAACUUUUAUA